Paramecium tetraurelia is the source of this 393-nucleotide messenger RNA. RefSeq lists its product as uncharacterized. NCBI's taxonomy places the organism in Eukaryota, Ciliophora, Oligohymenophorea, Peniculida, Parameciidae. The transcript has a single exon. The record is from RefSeq and is a predicted model, not a curated record.
AUGAAAGAUGAAAGUUUUAGUCGAAAGAUAGUGUCGACUUAAAAUUGCGUUAAUAAUUAAGAUCAGGAUGAAAAAAUCAAACCAGUAAUUCUUCAAAAUUUGAGCAAUUUUGCUCAUUUAGGAUGUUUUUCCAAAGAUAAAUAGAAUAAAACUUUAUAAUUGGUUUAAAAGAAAAAGAAAGCUGUUAAUGGAAGAACUUAGAGAUAAAAAUAAAGAAUAUCAAUAUAAAUGUUCAAAAUACAAUUAUAACAUUAGAGAUUGUGUUCAUUAUUGAGUUUAUUAACAAUUUUGAUGUUGAAGCAUUCUAAAUAGCUUCAAUCUUAAAUUGUGAAAUUUAUUUUUGAUAAAAGUUUUGAUUAGAUUUCCCAAAAAAUAUUUAUAAAUAUGAUGUGA